AUUUGUAUCAUCGUAUACCUGUUUACAUACUUCCAGUACACACAAACACACACACACAUCAUAUCAUCAAACAGCACACAAUCAAUCGCCCGACCCCGAAAUUUUUUCAAGGCUAGACAUUUCUCAAGAAACAAGAAAGCCGCGCGCCCCAAAAAAUGUCAACCACAAGAGGAAGUUGUAUGUGUGGUGGUAUCAAGUAUGAAUUCACCGGUGAACCUGCAGUGACUGCCUUGUGUCACUGUAUCGAUUGUCAAAAGUGGACAGGAGGAGCAUUCACCUCCAACGCCGUCGUACCCAGGACCUCGUUCAAGGUCACCCAAGGUACCCCGUCGUCCUACGACGCCACGGGGGCGUCGGGCAAGAUCAACAAACACUUCUUCUGUCCGACUUGCGGGUCGAGCCUGUACACCGAGCUCGAGGUCAUGCCGGACGUGACCUGCGUCAAGGCGGGCGGGUUGGACGACGGGAAGGCGGAGUUGGGCAACAAGGUCGACAUUGAGUUCUACUGCAAGGACCGGGUCAAGUACCAGAAGGAGGUUUCGAACGCGAAGCAGGAACCCGUCUUCGGUUGAGAGAUCCUGGGGGUGUAUGACCAGAAGCCAGAGGAAAUGUAGCUCCGGAUGAUUACCAUGUCAUAGCAUACCGCACCACCAUACAGCAUCACUUGGCAACUCGACAAUGCUUCAAGAUAUUGAGUUGACAAGUAAAUUUUCG
Molecule: messenger RNA, 714 nt
Organism: Exophiala oligosperma
Lineage: Eukaryota; Fungi; Ascomycota; Eurotiomycetes; Chaetothyriales; Herpotrichiellaceae
Exons: 2
Coding region: 156-572 (138 amino acids)
Molecular function (GO): carbon-sulfur lyase activity
Source: RefSeq, a predicted model, not a curated record